Molecule: messenger RNA, 2946 nt
Organism: Dermochelys coriacea (leatherback sea turtle)
Lineage: Eukaryota; Metazoa; Chordata; Testudines; Dermochelyidae
Product: ly6/PLAUR domain-containing protein 3-like
Exons: 5
Coding region: 227-1180 (317 amino acids)
Cellular component (GO): plasma membrane
Source: RefSeq, a predicted model, not a curated record
GCGCCGGGGCUUGGUACUGGGGAGGAAACGUGAAUAAUCACCAGCCCGGGGCCCCGCAGCAAAGCCAGGGAGGGUGGGAUGUGCAAGGUGGGGAGUGGGGACGCCCCGCCCCACCCCGCCCCAUCUGCUUCCUCUUAUUUAUCAUCUUAGCUUGGCGCUGGCAGCCAGAGUCGCCUGGAAGCUGCCGGGAGCCGAGAGAAGCCGCCUGGUCGAGGCAGACGCAGCCAUGAUAGCCCCCCGCCCCCCAAGAGCCAGCCCCCUUCUCCUGCUGGCGGCCGCACUGCUCCUCCAAGGAGCCACGGCCCUGGAGUGCCACAGCUGUGUGGAGCGCAGCGACGGUGGCUGCAGCCCCGAGAAGAUGAAGACAAUCUCUUGUCCCGCCAACACCCAAGUGUGCGUGGAAACCGUGGCGGCCGUGAAAUGGAGCCACGGGCAGUUCCUGGUGGGCGAGAAGGGCUGUGGCCUGGGCAGACCGGGCACCAACGACAAGGGCGUGGACCUGCAUGGCAUCCUCGCCUUCUCCCAGGUGCACAAUUGCAACAGCAGCCGCUGCAACUCCCGGCUGGACAUCCAGGCCAUGGCGCUGCAGCCGAUGGGUAACGAGAGCGCCCGGGUGCCCAACGGGCUGGAGUGCUACAGCUGCCAAGGGAACGAGGCCUGCUCUCCCGGCAACGCCACGGUGGUGAAGUGCUACGACGGGUACCAGGGCUGCUUCCACGGCAACGUCACCAUGAAAGUUGGCAAUUUCUCGCUGAGCCACCCCAUCAAGGGCUGCGUGCAGGACAAGGACUGCACCAAGGAGGCAAAGGGCAGCGCAGCCGUCAACCUGGUGGGCUCCUGCUGCUCCGGCCACCUCUGCAACAGGGACCUGGCCAACAAGACCUUCUUCGCCCCCAACAUCCCCCGGCUGGAGGUCAUGCCCGGCCACGGGGCCAACGCCACAGGUGCCAACGCCACAGCCAAUGCCACGGCCGCCGCCACGGUCACUGCUGCCGCCACGCCCCUGCCGCCGGACCACGGGGAACACGAGGACCUCAUCCGGGACAACCGCCACGUCACCGUGGAGAGCGAGCGGCGGAACAACCCGGGCGUCAAACUGCCAGGCGGCGGGAAGGGGGGCGCGGCGGGGCUGAGCGCCUCAGCCUGGCUGGUCUUGCUCGGGUCUGCCUUGCUCCUGUGAAGGGGGCACCGGGGAGGGGAAACGGCACGAGAUGCCCCCCCCACCCAUUGCUCCCCCCAUCAUCCCCACCCCCGCUCCGCUGGCCAGCCUCCCCCUGACUUCUUCAACUCCAGCCAGGCUUCGGCCUAUGCACGGCGGCCAUCUUCUUAGUUGAGCAGCAGCUCUUGACGUCAAGCCAGGUCGUCCCUGUUGGCGCUGCCAGGCAGGGCUAAGUCUGCAGGUUGCACCUUCGUGUGUCAGAGCCCCAUUCUCACGACACCUUGCCUUCCCUUCGGCCUCCCCACAGCAGCCAUCUUGGUCUGGAAGCAGCGUGGCUUGAUGUCCCUCUAGGGCAUCUUUUGUAGUUUCCCCGUCAUGCAAAGUCUCCAUGGGUUUUUUUGACCAUCAGGGAGCCGUUCUCGUGGCACCACCACAAAUCCAGGCUUCCCUUUGGCUUGCACAAGGCAGCCAUCUUGGUUGCAAGUGGCCUAGUUUUGCCUAAUUGCAGUGGCCAACUUGUUUUUUAAGGUGGGGGGGGAACAACACGGAGUGGGAAGAGCGACACUACCCCUGCCCUCCAGAACCAAUUCCCACAUGUUGCCUUCCCAAAUCACAGGCCACAUUCUUAUAGCAGUGCAGCAAAUUCAGGCUUCUCUUCAGCCUGUACACGGUGGCCAUCUUGUUUCUACAUGGCCUAGUUUGACCCCCGUCUGGGAAGGGCUGUGAUGGCCACCUUUUUCUGUUAGCUUGGGUGGAUCCCAUCCCUUCUUCACCUCGCCGAGACGUGUGUUUUGCCACGCCAAUGCACCUUCGAGCUUUUGUGUUAUCUGCCAACACUGGGCAGCCAUCUUGUUUCUUUAUGCAACACCAGUUGACAUCUGUCUAAGGAAGGUGGCCACUGCUUGGUCUUCAUUCCCCGGGGCAAAGUCCCAAGGCUGCUCCAAAUCACAUACAGGACUACAUGCAGCAGCCACCUUGCCAUAAUUCUGGGUCAGCCAUUUCGUCUCCAGCCAACAGGGUGGUGGGUCCUGUUGCCAUGGCUCCGAAGGCAACUCAGGCUUCUAACAGCCUGCUAGGCCUCAGAAUUGGGACCCACAGACACUGGGAAGGGAUGCCUAGUCUAUGCCCCCUCCCCCCCACAAAGCUGGUUGUGGAAGAUGGCGCAACAAGAUGGCCACUGGCGCAUGAGUCGUAGACACGGUGGCCUGGGCACAACAAUGGGAAGGAAAGGGCACUCAUGGCUUGGUGAGCUUGGGCACUCUCUCCCCCACCACCACCUUGCUGGCUGGGUAUUUAGCCCCAAUAAUGGGGUCCCAGUGCAGCUUCCCAUCCUUCCACCAGCCCCGGUGGCACAGCUCAGAGAAGGAUGGGAAAGUGCUAAGAGAGCGGAGGGGUCAAUGAGUUCCUCAUGGCCCCACUGGGGCAAUAGAGACUAUCCCAGAUCAGCCCCACAGGCUCAUCCAGCCCGAUAUCCUGCCUUCUUCCUGCUCCCCCACCCAGAUCAGACCCAUGGGCCCAUCCACCCAGGUGUCCCUGCUACCUAAAACCUCUGGCCCCAUUACGCCCCCUCACUGUGCAAUAUUCCCCUUCCUGACCUCUCAGCUCAGCACAUGCCCUGGAGCCUGCGGGUGAGGCGUCCCGGAAUCGUUCUCCCAGCUGGCACGGCUGCAGCUGCCCUUCCCAAUGUAAAUAGUUUCAGAGACUCAACUCUCGCCAUGGGAAGGGGGCCAGGAAUUCCUGGGGAAGGGUUUAAAUGCUCAUUAAUAAAAGUAUUGUAGCUGUGUUUA